UUCCAAUCGAGCAUUCAGUUCUGUCUGAAACGUGUUGUAUGUUCCUCCCAAAGGCACUAUAUAAAUCUUCCGUUCAACGUCUACUUUUUCUAUUUCAGUUCAGUCCCUCACAUUUACACUCAAAAUUCUUCACUGUUUUUCCCUCUUUUGCUUCAAAUUAAAACACCCUGGAUUAGUUAUAAUAGAGCGGAACAAAAAUGAAAGCAGGUUUGGGUGUAGAUGGCGAAUAUAUUUACGAACAAGAGAAGCAUCUCACUGUUCUUAAAACUUCUCUUUUCUUCGCCAACGAUGGCUUCAUUGUUUACGACUGUAAAGGCCGGUUACUCUUCCGAGUCGACUCCUACGGCCCUCUUCCUCGUGAUAAAGGUCAACUUGUUCUUAUGGAUGCUCAUGGAAAAUGCCUACUCACCCUAAGAAAAAAGAGGCCGAGUUUGCAUCAGCGGUGGGAAGGGUUUGUAGGGGAAAGAUCGGAAGGACAGAAACCGAUAUUCAGUGUGAAAAGAUCAUCAAUAAUCGGACGGUGUGGGAUGAUAGUUGAAAUGUUGAACAAUCCAGGAGAGGAGUACCAGAUCGAAGGGAACUUUGGGCAACGAAGCUGCAAGAUAUUGAAUGCAAGGAAGGAAUCAAUGGCUGAGAUCAAACGGAAAGUUGAUGCUUCGAGGAAGGUGGUACUUGGGAAGGAUGUGUUUUUGCUUUCCUUAAAACCAGGCUUUGAUGGAGCCUUUGCUAUGGGGUUGGUACUUGUUAUUGAUCAGAUCUAUGGUGAUGAUUAUGUCCAAAAUUAUUAUGAGGCUGAGACCUUCCCUACCACACACCGCUAAUGUUUCUAAUUUUUCUUCUAUUAUUAUUAUUAUUAUUAUUAUUAUUAUUAUAUUUUCACUUUUCUUUAUUUUUUAUUUUUGUAAAAGGAGAUGCGGGAAAAUGCUUGCAUAUAAUGUGAAAAAGAUUGAGAACUAUAAUAUAACGUCCCUUUUAAGAUA
Gossypium raimondii (Peruvian cotton) is the source of this 980-nucleotide messenger RNA. RefSeq names its product protein LURP-one-related 12. The transcript has 2 exons. Bases 198 to 821 code for a protein of 207 amino acids. NCBI's taxonomy places the organism in Eukaryota, Viridiplantae, Streptophyta, Magnoliopsida, Malvales, Malvaceae. The record is from RefSeq and is a predicted model, not a curated record.